Messenger RNA from Staurois parvus, 152 nucleotides. The record is from the annotation of a GenBank genome assembly. Lineage: Eukaryota; Metazoa; Chordata; Amphibia; Anura; Ranidae.
UCGGGUUCCGCGUCUGUAUCUUGCAGCAAUAAUCGGGUUCCACGUCUGUAUCUUGCAGCAAUAAUCGGGUUCUGCAUCGGUAUCUUGCAGCAAAAUCCAUUUUCCGUCUGGGAUCUCAGCCUCUCCAUUAGGCGGUUUAUCUAGAACUCGCA